AUGUCAUACAUCUAUUUUUAUUUAUUUUCGUUACGCAUACGCAGAAGACAUUUACAGGAUACAGAUAUCCCGGCUUUAUUAAUUUUUCUGAAAAAGAAUCAGGAUAUUACUCAUAUUAAUUUGGCAAAUAAUAAUAUCUCAGAUAGCGGCUUUAUAAAUUUACUGGAUCAUGUACUUCUAUAUAAAAACAUAGAAGAACUAGAUCUUCAAAAUAAUAACAUUACAAAGAAAGGAACUAAUUAUUUACUGACAGUAGGAGAAUACGUAGGAAUUAAAAAUCUUAAUUUAAAAGCAAAUAAAUUUGGCACUGAAGCAUCAAAAAAUGUGGCACUCUUUUUAUUAAAAAAUAAACACAUAAAUUCUUUGAAUGUUGCCGAAGUAGACCAGACAGCUUCUAGUUUAAUAUACUUCAUAAUGGUCUUGAGUUCAGACCAAAAGGUUUCCAAUAGGACUUUAAAGAAUAUAGAUAUUAGUAGACCUAAGCCAGGAUGCAUGUAUUAUUUUGAUUCUGCUCAUUUUGCUGAUGUUAUUGGUUAUAUGCUCAAAUGUAAUACCUAUCUUAGGGCAUUACACCUUCAGAAAUACAAUUUCAAUUGCCACGAUAUUGAAAACAUGAUGUCCAAUGCAAAAUACAAUAAUACAUUGUAUUUACUAGAUCUUGGUAGUAAUAACAUAGGUGAUCAUGGAGUUGAAUUUAUUACCAAUUGGUUGGUAAAACGACCAGUUUUAAAAACACUAAUCUUGCGUAGAAAUAUUAUAACUAAUCAUGGUGCAAGGAGCCUAAGCUUCAUCCUUCCAUUUUCAAGAAUUCUGGUUCUUGAUAUUUCUUAUAAUAAAAUUACGAAUGAUGGCAUGAUAGAUAUCUUAAAUACCUUGAAGAAGAGCCCUUUAUUGCAACAAUUAAAAAUAUUUGGCAACUGUAUAAGCCAUCCGACUGCGAAAAUCAUCAAACGGAUGUUGACUUUUGGAAUCCUAGAACAAGAGAAAAUAGAUGUCAGACCCUACAGAGUUGAUCACAAAUGGUAUUUUGCGAAAUACGAAGGUCAUAACUAUAAGAAAGAAUAUUAUGAUGUUCCAUAUGGUCUCUUUUUCAAAGCACCAAAAACUCCAGCUAAAAAGACACGAUACAAUACAAAAUAUUAUAAAUAUAUAUUCUCAAAAGUGACUGAACUAAAAUUGCAUUAUUCAACCAUAACUAUUAUUUCAAAAAUAUUGAGCAGAGAACAUAUAAAAGAUUGUAAAUGCUGUUAUUGUUUAAAAUGCGAAGCUCCACAUUUUGAUGAAUUAUGCAGAGACACUAACCAUCCAAAUAAUUGCAAUUGUUGCAAAUGCAAAAAAGAUAGUGAUAUUUCUAUAGAUAAAUCAGUCACGGACAGAAUCAUAUCUGUUCUUGAUGUUACAAAGUGUAUCUCAUUUAUUUUGGAUCGGGUGAACUCUGAAAUUCAAGACAAAAUCAUUGGAUGGAUUAAUAUUAACGAAGAUAUAUUGGAAAAAGAUUUGAAAACUAUUGCUGAACAAAAUGAAGAUGGAAAAAGUUCUUCUAAAGAUACUGUUUCAUGUAGCUCAUCUUGGAUACAGCUGAGCAUAUCUACUUUACAGAAAUAUUUGCAGGAAACUUCUUCAAAAAAUUUACUGGUAUGUAAGGCUUACACAAGUAAAGAUAAAAAAUGGAGCCAUCUUUUCAAAGUUUCCUUUACUUUUUCAUUGUUGCUUCUCGCGUUUCUCCGACCAUCUGUCAACGAAAUCCGACCGUCUUGCUGCUUGAUUUCUUCCAUGUUUUCUGACAUUAAUUGAUUAGAAUCGAUUUCACGAGGUGCCUUGUUGCUUUGCAUAAGAUCGUUUGUAUUGGAAGGAAUCUCAUCGAUUCUCAAAGAACCAUCUAUAAACCGG
Molecule: messenger RNA, 1890 nt
Organism: Megachile rotundata (alfalfa leafcutting bee)
Lineage: Eukaryota; Metazoa; Arthropoda; Insecta; Hymenoptera; Megachilidae
Product: ribonuclease inhibitor
Molecular function (GO): protein binding
Source: RefSeq, a predicted model, not a curated record